AUGGCCUUAUGUAUACGCUAUUGUAAAGGGCUAGACAUUUUUGAAAAGUUCAUUGGUUUCAUUAACUGCUCUGAAAGUCAAAAUGCUCCAUCUCUUUGUGAAUAUAUACUCAAAUACUUGAAGGAAUGUGGAUUAAACUCUAAUGCUAAACUGGUAGCCCAGUCUUACGAUGGAGCUAGUGUUAUGUCUGGGAGAUUUAAUGGUGUACAAGCUUUAAUAAAAUGUAAAUUUCCAUAUGCUAUUUAUACCCAUUGUAUGGCUCAUAGAGUCAACCUUGUAGUGCUUGAUAUGUGUAAAACUGAAAAGGAAUCAAGAAAUGUUUUUCAUACAUUAGAGUCAUUAUAUGUUCACUUUUCUCAACCAGCGAGAAAUAAAAAUCUCAUUGACAUUCAAAAAAAAUUAGGUAUUGAAAAAAAGACUUUAACACGACUGAGUGACACAAGAUGGAACUGUCGAUAUAAAAAUUGUGAAGCUUUACAAAAAUGUUAUGCUUCUAUCAUAAGAUUAUUAAAAGAAGAAAUUGAAAACAAUAAUGAUAAAGAUGUUAACGAAGCAAUAGGAAUUCUGACCAAUAUGCAAAAAGGAAUAUUUGUAGUUCAUUUAUUUAUUCUUCAAAAGGUGCUUACUAUGGUUAAUAUAUUAUCAAAUCAACUUCAGUCAUAG
Myzus persicae (green peach aphid) is the source of this 663-nucleotide messenger RNA. RefSeq names its product E3 SUMO-protein ligase KIAA1586-like. The record is from RefSeq and is a predicted model, not a curated record. The transcript has 3 exons. Lineage: Eukaryota; Metazoa; Arthropoda; Insecta; Hemiptera; Aphididae. Bases 1 to 663 code for a protein of 220 amino acids.